AUGACACCGGGAAUCCAGGCCCCUUUUCUCCUUUUGUUGCUGCUAUUUUCAGUGAUUACAGGUGAGGAGCACAAGGCUACUACCACCCCAGCUGGCAAGGAGACUCCAUCCUCAGUUCCCAGCCACCACUCUGAUAGCCCAUUUAACUCUUCCCUGGAAGAUCCCAGCACUAACUACUACCAGGAGCUUCAGAGAAAUAUUACUGGAUUGUUUUUGCAGAUUUAUAAACAGGAGAAUUUCCUGGGCUUCUCUAAUGUAAAGUUCAGGCCAGGAUCUGUGGUGGUGGAGUCAACUUUGGCCUUCAGAGAGGGCACCACCAAUGCCAAUAACGUAUUGACACAGUUUGUUCAACAUGAAUCAGACGCAGCCAAAUACCACCUGGUCAUUUCAAGAGUCAGUGUGGAAGAUGUGUCAUUUCCUUCCUCUGCCCAGCCUGGGUCUGGGGUACCUGGCUGGGGCAUUGCCCUGCUGGUGCUGGUCUGUGUUCUGGUUGCGCUGGCCAUCAUCUAUCUCAUUGCCCUGGCUGUGUGUCAGUGUCGCCGAAAGAACUGUGGGCAGCUGGACAUCUUUCCAACCCGAGAUGCUUACCAUCCUAUGAGCGAGUACCCCACCUACCAUACCCAUGGGCGCUAUGUGCCCCCUGGCAGUUCCAAACGUAGCCCUUAUGAGGAGGUUUCUGCAGGCAAUGGUGGCAGCAGCCUCUCUUACACGAACACAGCAGCCACUUCCGCCAACUUGUAGGGGCACGUUGCCUGCUGAGCAUCCAGCCAGUGCCAGUCGCCAGCCAGUUGCCUCCCUCAAGGUCUUCACCACCGGUGUCUCCCUCCCCCAUUUUCUGGACUGAUGAGCUGGGAGUUCCAGUAGGCUGCUCACAGCCUCCCUUACAGACCCCACCAAAUCCCCAUCUUAACCCUGAUGAAGCCCACCUUAGCCAUGA
This is a messenger RNA of Molossus molossus (Pallas's mastiff bat), 937 nucleotides long. It is a transcript of the gene MUC1, whose product is annotated as mucin 1, cell surface associated. The coding region runs from base 1 to 741 and encodes 246 amino acids. The transcript has 8 exons. Lineage: Eukaryota; Metazoa; Chordata; Mammalia; Chiroptera; Molossidae. Gene Ontology annotation, cellular component: apical plasma membrane. The record is from RefSeq and is a predicted model, not a curated record.